Molecule: messenger RNA, 9564 nt
Organism: Coregonus sp. 'balchen'
Lineage: Eukaryota; Metazoa; Chordata; Actinopteri; Salmoniformes; Salmonidae
Source: the annotation of a GenBank genome assembly
AUGGCGACCUCCGUGUGUGUACUGUGUCAAUGAUAAACUAACGUUUGCACAUAUUUUUGUGCAAGGACACGGAUAGUCAAACGAUAAGAAUUAUAUGGAGGGAAAUGCGAACUUGUUAUCCAUCUUGAACGACAACAGAGUUGCGUGAAAACGUGAGUUUUGCCCCAGAAUACUUUCAAAUUAUCUUUCUAGCAUAGCUAGCUAACUUAGCUUUGAAAUCAACUGACAGCCACACGGACAGUUGCAUGCUCUGUCCAGAAUAAUGUUACUAGCUAGCUGGUCUAUCAAAGAUUUGUAUAACUAAACCAUUGUUCUAUCUGUGGGUCUAUGGCCCAGCCGUGUUGUUGUUUUGACAAGGCCAAGGGUGUAUUCAUUAGGCCAGUUCUGUUGCAAAAAACAGAAACCGUUUACUCCAAACGCUUUUGAGUUCUGUUCCAUUCUGUUCUUAAACGGAAGUUGUGACAAAGGUUUUGUUGUUUUGGCUCUGCACUUUGGAUUUGAAAUAAUACAGUGACUAUGAGAUUAAAGUGCAGACUGUCAGCUUUAACGUGAGGGUAUUGUGUCAUUUUGGAGUCACUUUUAAUGUAAAUAAGAAUAUAAUAUGUUUCUAAACACUUCUACAUUAAUGUGGAUGCUACCAUGAUUACGGAUAAUCCUAAAUUAAUUGUGAAUAAUGAUGAGUGAGAAAGUUAGAGGCAUAAAUAUCACUACUUUAAUACACAUAUAAGUGAAUUUGUCCCGAUACUUUUGGUCCCCUUAAAUUGGGGGACUAUGUACAAAAAGUGCUGUUCACCCGAUAUUGGUGAAAAUAUCCUCAAAUUAAAGCUGACAGUCUGCACUUUAACCUCAUAGUCAUUGUAUCAUUUACAAUCCAAAGUGCUGGAGUACAGAGCCAAAACAACAAAAAAUGUGCCACUGUCCCAAUACUUUUGGAGCUCACUGUAUAUACUACUAUCCCCAACACACACCCACCACCCCUUCCCGCUAAUUUGGCCCUAACAGAUCCUACACCCGGUUGUCAGCCUGGGAGGCUGAAAACACUUAUCUUCUGCACUAAAAUCUCUCUUCUCCACUUCUCUCUGAAAACACUUCUCUUCUGCACUAAAAUCUCUGACUCCCAAAAAUGUAUCUGCUGCUACUAGAAAAUGACAUCUUCUUGGAUUUCCUUUCCAUCUGAGCGGCACAAUUCAUGACCAUAGCAAUAAACGCCAAGAUGACAACCUUACUAAAGCACAAGCUGUUUGGGGUACUCUGUACAGGCCUACUACUCACAGGGAUCCUCUCAGGCUUCCUCACCCUUUUCCCACCAUCCUCUACUUUCCUCACUGCCUCAGCAUGACACUUUCUGCACUGCUCUCACCCUGGAAACGUCAACCUGUCUCACUCGCAAAGGACAUUUCUGAUCCCCAGCAACAUGGCCACUCUCACAAUUGAAACACUCCACUUUUUCUAUCGAAAACUACACACUCCUUUGUCCCAUGUCCUCCUACACACUUCUCACACCUCAGAAUCUCCGUCCUACGUACUGCUGCAACAUGACCAUAAACUUGUCACCUGAAACACCGUAGUGGGUUUGGAAAUAAAGCUCUUACGGGAUAACAUACAGUGCCUUCGGAAAGUAUUCAGAGCCCUUGACUUUUUCCACAUUUUGUUACAUUACAGCCUUAUUCUAAAAUGGAUUAAAUAAAUCUAAAUCCUCAGCAAUCUACACACAAUACCCCAUAAUGACAAAGUGAAAACAGGUUUUUAGAAAUACCUUAUUUACAUAAGUAUUCAGACCCUUUGCUAUGAGACUUGGAAUUGAGCUCAGGCGCAUCCUAUUUCCAUUGGUCAUCCUUGAUAUGUUUAUACAACUUGAUUGGAGUCCACCUGUGGUAAAUUCAAUUGAUUGGACAUUAUUUGGAAAGGCACACACCUGUCUAUAUAAGGUCCCACAGUUGACAGUGCGUCAGAGCAAAAACCAAGCAAUGAGGUCGAAGGAAUUGUCCGUAGAGCUCCGAGACAGGAUUGUGUCGAUGCACAGAUCUGGGGAAGGGUACCAAAAAAUGUCUGCAUCAUUGAAGGUCCCCAAGAACACAGUGGCCUCCAUCAUUCUUAAAUGGAAGAGGUUUGGAACCACCAAGACUCUCCCUAGAGCUGGCCGCCCGGCCAAACUGAGCAAUCGGGGGAGAAGGGCCUGGGUCAGGUAGGUGACCAAGAACCCGAUGGUCACUCUGACAGAACUCUAGAGUUCCACUGUGGAGAUGGGAGAACCUUCCAGAAGGACAACCAUCUCUGCAGCACUCCACCAAUCAGGCCUUUAUGGUAGAGUGGCCUGACGGAAGCCACUCUUCAGUAAAAGGCACAUCCCAGUCCGCUUGGAGUUUGCCAAAAGGCACCUAAAGACUCUGACCAUGAGAAACAAGAUUAUCUGGUCUGAUGAAACCAAGAUUGAACUCUUUGGCCUGAAUGCCAAGCGUCACGUCUGGAGGAAACCUGGCACCAACCCUACGGUGAUGUAUGGUGGUGGCAGCAUCAUGCGGUGGGGAUGUUUUUCAGCGACAGGGAGACUAGUCAGGAUCGAGGCAAAGAUGAACGGAGCAAAGUACAGAGAGAUCCUUGAUGAAAACCUGCUCCAGAGCGCUCAGGACCUCAGACUGGGGCGAAGGUUCACCUUCCAACAGGACAACGACCCUAAGCACACAGCCAAGACAACGCAGGAGUGGCUUCGGAACAAGUCUCUGAAUGUCCUUGAGUGGCCCAGCCAGAGCCCGGACUUGAACCCGAUCGAACAUCUACAGAGAGACCUGAAAAUAGCUGUGCAGCAACGCUCCCCAUCCAACCAGACAGAGCUUGAGAGGAUCUGCAGAGAAGAAUGGGAGAAACUCCCCAAAUACAGGUGUGCCAAGUUUGUAGUGUCAUACCCCAAGAAGACUCAAGGCUGUAAUCGCUUGCCAAAGGUUACUUCACAAAUUCUGAGUAAAGGGUUCUAAAUACUUAUGUAAAUGUGGAUCUUCAAGUUUUUAUUUUUGUAUAAAUUAGCAAACAUUUCUAAAAAACGGUUUUUGCUUUGUCAUUUUGGGGUAUUGUGUGUAGAUUGAUGAGGAAAAACCAAACUAUUUAGUAAAUUGAAAAAAAGGCUGUAACCUAACAAAAUGUGGAAAAGUCACGAGGUUCUGAAUACUUUCCUUCAUUAAAGACCAAAAUUGGUUAAGGAAAAUGUUCCUGAAUAAAAAAGUUUACCAGUUUAAUUUAAGGACCAAAAUAUUGACAGCUGUGCCAUAUACAAUGUAUUCGGAAAGUAUUCAGACCCGUUGACUUUUUCCACAUUUUGUUACGUUACAGCCUUAUUCUAAAAUUGAUUAAAUAGUUUUUUACCCCAUAAUGACAAAGCAGAAACAUUUUUUAGAAAUCUUUGCCUUUUAAACACUGAAAUAUUACAUUUAUAUAAGUAUUUAGACCCUUUACUCAGUACUUUGUUGAAGCACCUUUGGCAGCGAUUACAGCCUUGAGUCUUCUUGGGUAUGACGCUACUGUCACGACUUCCGCCGAGGCUGCCUCCCCUCCUUGUUGGGGCAGGUUUCGGCAUUCGUCGUCACCAGCUUACUAGCCACUGCCACUCCAUAUAUCAUCAUUCCAUUUGUCUUGUCUUGUCAAUUACACACACCUGGUUCAUAUCCCCUCAUUAGUCCGUGUAUAAGUGUUCCCCUUGUCCUUGUGGGUGAUUGUUUUAUGUGAAGAUGAGUGUAGCUUGGUUGAGCUACCGUACUUUGUAUUGCCGGGGUUAUUUCUCCCCAUGUGCCUGUAUUGUGUUCCAGUGCGCCUGUAUUACACCCUGUGCUGUUGACGCUAUCCAGCGUAACUGUGUCCUAUGGAAUAAACUCUGUAUUCGGUGAUUUACCCUCCUACGCCUGACUCCUUCAAAUCACAUUCUCACAGCUACAAGCUUGGCACACCUGUAUUUGGGGAGUUUCUCCCAUUCUUCUCUGCAGAUCGCACUGAGCUAAAGGGUAGAGCUGCCGCUUUCAAGGAACGGGACUCUAACCCGGACGCUUAUAAGAAAUCCCGCUAUGACCUCCGACGAACCAUCAAACAGGCAAAGAGUCAAUACAGGUCUAAGAUUGAAUCAUACUACACUGGCUCUGACGCUCGUCGGAUGUGGCAGGGCUUGAAAACUAUUACAGACUACAAAGGGAAGCACAGCCGCGAGCUGCCCAGUGACACAAGCCUACCAGACGAGCUAAACCACUUCUAUGCUCGCUUCGAGGCAAGCAACACUGAAGCAUGCAUGAGAGCACCAGCUGUUCCGGAUGACAAUGUGAUCACGCUCUCCGUAGCCGAUGUGAGUAAGACUUUUAAGCAGGUCAACAUUCACAAGGCCGCAGGGCCAGACGAAUUACCAGGACGUGUACUCCGAGCAUGUGCUGACCAACUGGCAAGUGUCUUCACUGACAUUUUCAACAUGUCCCUGACUGAGUCUGUAAUACCAACAUGUUUCAAGCAGACCACCAUAGUCCCCGUGCCCAAGAACUCUAAGAUAACCUGCCUAAAUGACUACCGACCCGUAGCACUGACGUCUGUAGCCAUGAAGUGCUUUGAAAGACUGGUCAUGGCUCACAUCAACAGCAUAAUCCCAGAAACCCUAGACCCACUCCAAUUUGCAUACCGCCCCAACAGAUCCACAGAUGAUGCAAUCUCUAUCGCACUCCACACUGCCCUUUCCCACCUGGACAAGAGGAACACCUACGUGAGAAUGCUAUUCAUUGACUACAGCUCAGCAUUCAACACCAUAGUGCCCUCUAAGCUCAUCACUAAGCUAAGGAUCCUGGGACUAAACACCUCCCUCUGCAACUGGAUCCUGGACUUCCUGACGGGCCGCCCCCAGGUGGUAAGGGUAGGUAACAACACAUCUGCCACACUGAUCCUCAACACGGGGGCCCCUCAGGGGUGCGUGCUCAGUCCCCUCCUGUACUCUCUGUUCACCCAUGACUGCAUGGCCAGGCACGACUCCAACACCAUCAUUAAGUUUGCCGACGACACAACAGUGGUAGGCCUGAUCACCGACAACGAUGAGACAGCCUAUAGGGAGGAGGUCAGAGAUCUGGCCGUGUGGUGCCAGGACAACAACCUCUCCCUCAACGUGACCAAGACAAAGGAGAUGAUUGUGGACUACAGGAAAAAAAAGAGGACUGAGCACGCCCCCAUUCUCAUCGACGGGGCUGUAGUGGAACAGGUUGAGAGCUUCAAGUUCCUUGGUGUCCACAUCACCAACGAACUAUCAUGGUCCAAACACACCAAGACAGUCGUGAAGAGGGCACGACAAAGCCUAUUCCCCCUCAGGAGACUAAAAAGAUUUGGCAUGGGUCCUCAGAUCCUCAAAAAAUUCUACAGCUGCACCAUCGAGAGCAUCCUGACUGGUUGCAUCACCGCCUGGUAUGGCAACUGCUUGGCCUCUGACCGCAAGACACUACAGAGGGUAGUGCGUACGGCCCAGUACAUCACUGGGGCAAAGCUUCCUGCCAUCCAGGACCUCUAUACCAGGCGGUGUCAGAGGAAGGCCCUCAAAAUUGUCAAAGACUCCAGCCACCCUAGUCAUAGACUGUUCUCUCUGCUACCGCACGGCAAGCGGUACCGGAGUGCCAAGUCUAGGUCCAAAAGACUUCUCAACAGCUUCUACCCCCAAGCCAUAAGACUCCUGAACAGCUAAUCAUGGCUACCCGGACUAUUUGCACUGCCCCCCCCACCCCAUCCUUUUUACGCUGCUGCUACUCUGUUAAGUAUUUAUGCAUAGUCACUUUAACUCUACCCACAUGUACAUAUUACCUCAACUACCUCAACUAGCCGGUGCCCCCGCACAUUGACUCUGCAACGGUACCCCCCUGUAUAUAUAGCCUCCCUACUGUCACUUUAUUUUACUUCUGCUCUUUUUUUCUCAACACUUUUUUUGUUGUUGUUUUAUUCUUACUUUUUUUGUUUAAAAUAAAUGCACUGUUGGUUAAGGGCUGUAAGUAAGCAUUUCACUGUAAUGUCUGCACCUGUUGUAUUCGGCGCAUGUGACCAAUACAAUUUGAUUUGAUUUGAUUUGAGAUCCUCUCAAGCUCUUUCAGGUUGGAUGGGGAGUGUCGCUCCACAGCUAUUUUCUGGAGUCUCCAAAGAUGUUCAAUUGGGUUCAAGUCCGGCCUCUGGCUGGGUCACUCAAGGAUUUUCAGAGACUUGUCCCGAAGCCACUCCUGCGUUGUCUUGGCUGUGUGCUUAGGGUCGUUGUCCUGUUGGAAGGUGAACCUUCGCCCCAGUCUGUGGUCCUGAGCGCUCUGUAGCAGGUUUUCAUCAAGGAUCUCUCUAUAAUUUGCUCCGUUCAUCUUUCCAUCGAUCAUGACUAGUCUCCCAGUCCCUGCCGCUGAAAAACAUCUCCACAGCAUGAUGCUGUCACCCCCAUGCUUCACCGUAGGGAUAGUGGCAGGUUUCCUCCAGACGUGACGAUUGGCAUUCAGGCCAAAGAGUUCAAUCUUGGUUUCAUCAGACCAGAGAAUCUUGUUUCUUUUGUUCUGGGAGUCCUUUAGGUGCCUUUUGGCAAACUCCAAGCGGGCUGUCAUGUGCCUUUUACUGAGGAGUGGCUUCCGUCUGGCCACUCUACCAUAAAGGCCUGAUUGGUGGAGUACUGCAGAGAUGGUUGUGCUUCUGGAAGGUUCUAAGUCAUGUCCAAUCAAUUGCAUUUACCACAGGUGGACUCCAGUCAAGUUGUAGAAACAUCUCAAGGAUGAUCAAUGGAAAGAGGAUGCACCUGAGCUCAAUUUCGAGUCUCAUAGCAAAGGGUCUGAAUACUUAUGUAAAUAAGAUAUUUCUGUUUUCUAUUUUUAAUACAUUUGCAAAAAAAUCUAAAAACCUGUUUUUGCUUGUCAUUAUGGGGUAUUGUGUGUAGUUUGAUGAGGAAAUGUUUUUAUUUAAUCCAUUUUAGAAUAAGGCUGUAACGUAUCAAAAUGUGGAAAAGGGGAAGUGGUCUGAAUACUUUCCGAAUCCACUGUAUAUCAUUAAUUUAUAAGUCCACAAAUGGAUUUAGCAACUAAGGAUUCUAGCUUUAAGGAAGGGGUUCAGUAGACGUUAACCAGACUGACCCUGAAGCCAAAUGCGAAUGUCAUCUCAUAUUUGACUUUGCUCUGUGGUAUGUUGUGGUCUCUCCUGCAGGGGAGGGGCAUGUCCAGGCUUUGUGUGGUGUGUGGGGGCUCCAGGGGCAUUGGCAGGGCUGUAUCAAGGCUGCUGGCAGAGAGAGGCUGCAGGGUUGCUGUGGUGUCCAGGAACCAGGAUGCUGCUAAUGCCACUGUGUUGUCCCUCGCUGGAGGUACAGUAUUAUACCUGCAGGGGUGUCAUGCACCUCUUAGUUGGGCUCUGCUGUUCACAUUUUCCAAAUGUUUCCCAAACAAGGGGUUGUGACCGCAUGUGGGGUUGCCUAAUUUGAAAUUGUGUCGCAAGAUAAUUGGGCCGCUAGAUGCGGUUGUAAUAAACAGAGCGGUUUCUGUUUUCUUCCUACAAAUGUGUUACUAUCUUUUGAUCCAUUUAAGCUACAAAAUAUAGUGACCCCAUCACUGAAAGAUAAGACUCUCAGGAACACAGAGAGGACAGGACCAGGCAUUCAAUCAGACUGGGGGGACAAUAACAUCAAUGUUGAUGUUCUUUCCUACACAGAAGCUCAUACAAAAUUAUUGACUGAUGAUCUUCUGAACUUCCGUCACUUCUGUCACUUCAAACCAUACUUCCUUCAGAUUUAAAUGCUGUGAAAAGUACUGUCAGACUGAUUUGUAAUAGACUGUCAUAGCCCCAAAUAAAAAAGUAAACAUUGGCUGUUUAUUACAUAACUUAUUUUUACAUGGUGGAGUGGGGUUGCACAUUUUUUAAAUAUCAAAAUGGGGUCACGGGACAAAAAAGUUUGGGAACCCCUAUUCUAACCAGAUGAUUAGGCUAGUGCCACAUUGACUUCUGUUGUUUAUUAGGCCUAAAGUUGUAGUUUUCUGCUUACCUUAUGUUUAACCAAUCUCUAAUUUUCUAGCUGACCAUAUGGCCUUUAGGUGUGACGUCUCCAAAGGAGAGGAAGUUCAGAAGACAUUUGAGAUGAUCCAGAAGACCUGUGGAAACAUCUCAUACCUGGUCAAUGCAGCUGGUAUCAACAGGUGUGUGCGUGUGAAAUACUUGUGCAUGAAUCAGUACUCAUACAGGUUAGUUUCAUACCUUCAGAACUCCCAUGAUAGUCCUAAGCAGGUGAGCUUGCAUGUGUUUGAAAAAUAAUUAAUCCAUCUGCUGUGUGUGUGUGUGCACCUUCCUGUCUUUGUGUGUGUGUUCAGGGAUGGUCUGUUGCUGAGGACCAGGCCAGAGGACAUGGUGGCUCUGCUUCAUACCAACCUACUGGGGAGCAUGUUGACCUGCAAGGCAGCGCUACGGAGCAUGCUCCACACCCAGGGAGGGGCCAUUGUCAACAUAGGUACUGUUACUGUAUGUCCAGCCCCUUCACACUACUGAGGUACUAACCUAACAUAGCAGGCGUAGAAGAAACGCCUGAGUGGAGUUCCCACAUCCGGUUUUCAGCGGAAAAGGAAGCUAGGUUGAAUUAGCUGUAUCCCUGAAAACCGGAUACAUCUGGUUAUUGGUAACUCUGCUAAGGGUGCUGAGAUACCAGAUGGAUUCAAUGUUGCCGUUUGGCCACAAGGUGGUGGUUGUGGUCCAGGGAAUAAACAUAAUCUCACUUCACUUUACCUUGAAAUAGCCCAAUCGCUGUGUUCAUGGUUGUGAUCUGUGUGUACUGCAGGCUCUGUGGUGGGGUUGAAGGGGAACGCAGGUCAGUGUGUGUACAGCGCCAGUAAAGCAGGUCUGGAGGGCUUCACUCGCUCCCUGGCCAAGGAGGUGGCCUCACGCAGUGUCAGAGUUAACCUGCUGGCUCCAGGUAUAGAACUGUCUCUUCCUCCUUUCUUUACUGCUCCUCUCUCUCUUUCAUCUGCUGUCUGCUUAUUCUCCUCAACUUCUCUCAACUCAUGUCUUGUCCUAGCCUUUGUCUUCCUGUUUAUGCUUCAGCCAUCUCCUUCGUCAUUAUCAUGCUAAAAUAGAAACAGACUUGUACUGUACCCAGGAUACUGGUUUCCACUGUCCUCUCAGCUCGAAUUCAGUUUUAUCCUGAUGCUGUCCCUCCCUUAACUUUUCUCCUCUAGGUUUAAUUCGGACAGACAUGACAGUGGGGCUGAGAGAAGGGGAGGGGGUGCGGACCAUCCCCCUGGGGAGGUUUGGGGAGCCUGAGGAGGUGGCCAAGGCUGCUCUUUUCCUCCUGGAGUCUCCCUACAUCACAGGACAGGUGCUGGUGGUGGACGGAGGGCUGCAGCUGGCCAUGUAGGGAGGCCCUCGACCCCUCUGUAUACACCUAGUACCCACUAUACAUCCUAACACUGUCAGCUGGGUGGUUAAGAGACUCUCAGCCUGUCUCUCGGAUGUGAAUUACAAUGGAGAGUUCUGGUUUUCCAGUAUAUGUGUGUUUAAGCUAAAGAUGAGCUGGGUUCAUGCAUAGGAAAGGGAUAAAUAUCUGCUUUUUAUCUAUACUGAACAAAAAUA